AUGCUUCACCAAAGUUUCGGCCCAUUAAGUUCAGUACCUCUCCACACGGUGGGUCCGCAACAGCUGGAUGAUGUUACGUUGCAACCGGUCUAUGUUAAUUGGAUGCGAUUCGAUAAGAAUUUUUGGGUAAUCCAUACACUUCCUUCCACCGCUUUUUCACCACAAGCCUUUAUCACCUUAUCCGGCUUAUGGAUCCCGGCACACUUGAGGAAUCUCUUUAGAGAGGCAGCAGGAAAUCCUCUACAGCCAACCUCAAAUGGCACCAGGGUGCAGCCAUAUCCUCUCUCACGGACUUCAGCCACCAGUUCCUCAUACCGAAGCAACUUUCUUUCAUGCGCCUUUUCAAUCCCUUCUUCCCAUGCUACUGUCAGUUCGCCAAGCAACAGAUCUGGUCGCAGACCAGACGCAAUGACCUCCACUUGGCAGUGUAGCAUCAACCAACACUCUCCACUUCCUUCUGCCUUGUGUCAGUCGCAACUUGCUUCAUGA
This is a messenger RNA of Acanthosepion pharaonis, 489 nucleotides long. The record is from the annotation of a GenBank genome assembly. NCBI's taxonomy places the organism in Eukaryota, Metazoa, Mollusca, Cephalopoda, Sepiida, Sepiidae.